CACACACAAUUCCAUGCGGCCACAAAGAUUUGGGAAAUCUGUAUCGAGCUGAUUAGUCACCCCAACGCAUGCCUAUCGCACGGAAGAGGUUGUCGCCGCCCUCCCUGGCGUGCCCUAAUCCUCCUACAACGUGGCCUUGGUUAUAAAAGGACGGCCUCCCGUGCUGGACGCUCAAUCAUACAGGAAAAACUCUCAUCUGAUAGCUGAAUUUGCUCUUCUAAUAUCUCCAUUGAAGCAUCGUUAGCGGCCAAACUUUGUCAAAAACUCUUUCUUUCCGGGAAUCCCGAACCAUCCCAGCUACUAUGUCUAGUAGGCAGAGGGUAGAGUUUAAGACCCUCGAUGGGCUUACUUUGAGGGGAGAUCUCUAUCCAGCUGAAACCCGUGGGCCGGCCAUCAUCAUCACCCCAGGGUUUCAUCUCGUCAAGGAGAUUUUGGCCGGCGACAUCGCGUUACAGUACCAACGCAACGGCGUCACCGCACUGGCUUAUGACCCCCGUAACUACGGUGAUAGCGACGGUCAACCACGCAACCAUAUAGACUCUAUCCGCAACGUCACUGACUACAGUGAUGCACUUACAUUCCUCAAAGGUCUUCCCAUGGUCGAUCCCAAUAAGAUCGCGUUCUGGGGAGCCUCCUGGAGCGGUGCCGUCGCUCUAGGGGCGGCAUCCCUCGACCCGCGCGCCAAACUCGUCCUCUCCGUGUGCCCCAUGGUCCAAGAUAUCAACCCCUCCCCAGCCUCCAUGAAAAUGUUAAAGAAUGCCAUGAAGGACCGGGAGUCGAUUGUCAGAGGCAACCCACCCUUCUAUGUGCCUAUAGUCAACGAGGAGGGCAAAAACCCCGUUGGUUUCGGCCCUGCCUACUCCAAGGACGACUAUGAACUGUCGCAACGCGCUCGCAAUAGCGUGGCGCCUAAUUUCAGCCCCGAUAUGACCCUUCAGUCAUACUUCCAGUUGGUACAGUAUGACCCUGUGUCCACUAUGCGGUUUCUCAGUCCAAACACUGCGGUAAUGCUCCUAACCCCCGAACUCGACGAGAUUUCGCCCGCCCACCUGCAGAAGCAGAUUUACGAUAACGUGCCGGGGCCGAAGAGAUUAUUCUGGGCCCCGGGCCAGCCACAUCGUGGUGUGGUAACGGGUGACUAUGCGGAGGAGGGUCUGCAGAAGCAGAUUGAGUAUUUAUGGGAAGUCUUUGGGCCGAAACCCUGAUUAUGCCAGAUGGCCGGAUGAUGUGGUGGUAAUUCGACUCCCACAGCUACCAAGGCCAUGUUUCGAGGAGGAUACGAAAUACUAGACAUACUAGACAUGCAUCAAAUGUAUUCGAUAUAAAAUACCGUUGCCUGGUUAGAUAACGAAAGAAAAAAGAAAAAAAAAGUUGUGCUUAUAAAAGUUGUAAAAAAAAGCUGAUCUAGUCAAAGUAAGAUGAUCAUCAGCAGCAGCAGGAGCAUUAAAACUAAAUUGACACGAGGACGGGUACUUCAGGAUAGUAUUGGCAGCGCAAUGUAAUGCCAUCUGAAAGAUGUCUUUGUCAGAUUGAACUACUAUGUCAAUGACUAGAGACUCAUGAUAGCUGAUUUCAA
Molecule: messenger RNA, 1576 nt
Organism: Aspergillus piperis CBS 112811
Lineage: Eukaryota; Fungi; Ascomycota; Eurotiomycetes; Eurotiales; Aspergillaceae
Product: alpha/beta hydrolase
Exons: 2
Coding region: 303-1205 (300 amino acids)
Source: RefSeq, a predicted model, not a curated record